AAGGACCGCCGCCUGAAAGAUGGCGAGGAGGCGAUCGGCGGCGGACGCGACGCGCUCGCCGCUCCGGCGACCGCCCGCGCUGCGGCUGACGUCCCUCGCCUCGCCGCUCGAGCCCCUGCUGCUGCUGGCGCUGCUGCUGCUGGCGCUGGUGCAGCCCGGGGCGCAGGACUCGUUCCCUCAGGGGGAGAGCAUCAGGUACUGGGCACGGAGGAUCGAGAACGAACUGGACCGGGUGCUGCAGCUUGCCAGUGGCGUGGACCAGCUGAAACAGCUUUACAAAGAACAAAAGAACGACUUUGAUAUUGAGGAAAAUGAAGAUAAGAAACUGGUGGAGAACGUGUCGGCCGAAAUUGAGAAGCUGUUGACGAACAAAGUGAUAGCAUUAAAGAAGCUAACGGAAACGGCAGAAACAUUACAGAAAAAUCACCAGUGGAAUGAUGACAUCAAGGAAGAAAAUGUAACUUAUUUUAAUGCAAAACAACACAUUAAGCUCGACGUUAAGCCGUAUGUGCAGUUCCCCAAGAUGACGAAUGAAGGCGAGGACGAGGGGGAGGAGGAGGUGUUCCCGAACCAGAUAGACGCCAAGUUCGAAACCGACCCGGCGUUCAAGCGUCCCGUCAAUGACAGCUACACGGCCGUGCACAUCCCCACGGACAUUUACCGGGGCUCGACGAUCAUUCUGAACGAGCUGAACUGGACGGCCGGGCUGGAUGAGGUGUUCAUCAACAACAAGAAGGAGGACCCCACACUGAUGUGGCAAGUGUUUGGCAGCGCGACGGGUCUCACGCGCUACUACCCAGCGUCUGAAUGGAACAAGGAAGGCAAAGGGGUGGACAUGUACGAUGUGCGAAGACGACCUUGGUACAUCCAAGGAGCAGCCUCUCCAAAAGACAUGCUCAUACUUGUUGACGUGAGCGGCAGUGUCAGCGGCCUCACGCUCAAUCUGAUCAAGACGUCCGUCUUGAACAUGCUUGAAACACUGGCCGAUGACGACUUCGUGAAUGUUGUGUCGUUCAACAACACGGCUAACUCGGUGGCGUGCUUCAACCACCUGGUCCAAGCCAACGUACGCAACAAGAACGUGCUGAAGGCCGCCGUGAACAAGAUGUUGGCCAAAGGGGUCACCAACUACACGGCGGGCCUGGAGUUUGCUUUCAACCAGUUGCUCAAUUUCAACAACAUAUCGCGCGCUUUCUGCAACAAGAUGAUCAUGCUGUUCACUGACGGCGGCGAAGACCGCGCCCAGGACAUCUUUGAGAAGUACAACUGGCCCAACAAAACCGUACGCGUGUUCACAUUCUCAGUCGGGCAACACAACUAUGACGUCACGCCCAUCCAGUGGAUGGCGUGUGCCAAUAAAGGUUACUACUUUGAGAUUCCUUCCAUUGGGGCCAUUCGGAUUAACACACAGGAGUACCUGGAUGUCCUCAGCCGCCCCAUGGUGCUGAAAGGGCCCAGUGCCAAGCAGGUGCAGUGGACCAACGUUUACCAGGAUGCCCUGGGGCUGGGUCUGGUCAUCACAGGUACGAUGCCGGUGUUCAACACAAGCAUGCAGGGAGACAAACAGAAUCAGCUGAUCCUAGGUGUGAUGGGUGUCGACGUGUCUCUGGAGGAUGUAAAGAGGCUCACCAAGGAGUACAUUCUCGGUGCAAAUGGGUACUUCUUUGCUAUCGAUCCCAACGGAUACGUGUUUCUGCACCCCAACUUGCUGCCAAAGCUCGCGAGCUUUUCUGAGCCAGUGACGCUCGACUUCCUGGACGCCGAGCUGGAGAAUGACAUCAAAGUGGAGAUUAGAGAGCUCAUGAUCAAAGGAGAAUCUGGCACAAAGACGUUUGAAACGCUAAUCAAGUCAUUGGAUGAGAGAUACGUGGAUAAAGGUUUGAGGACGUAUACGUGGAAGCGAGUGCGGGAGACAGACUACAGCCUGGCCUUGGUGAUGCCCUCGUACAGUCUCUACCGCAUCAAGGCCCGGCUGAGUGACGAUAUCACGCAAGCCAAGUCCAAUCUGAACAAAAAUAAGGAUUUUUCGUCCAUGUUACCUCCAUCUUCCCACUCUGAAACCAGGGGACAUGUAUUCAUAGCCCCCAGGAAGUACUGCAAAAAUAUGAAAAUAGUGAGAAACAACACCGAGUUUCUCCUCAACUUCAUCGACGAGAUAGAUAAUAAAUCGCCAGAUGCACCCAACUGUGAAAAGGAGUGGAUUUAUAACCUCCUCCUGGAUGUAGAAAUCACCAACAGGUUGGCGAAGGAGGCAUGGCAGGACCUGAACAAGAGCACGCACGGGAUCAAGACGUUCUUUGUCGCGACCGACUCGGGUGUCACACGCAUUUAUCCACUCGAGGAGGUUGAGGACUGGGACGAGGAACCGGAGCCGUACAAUGCCAGCUACUACAAGCGCAGCCUGGACAAUGAGGGCUUUGUCUACAAGCCCGUGAUUCCCAUCAGUAAAGGGGGCAGUAACGACCCUUCCAACAUUAGCAUCUUGGCCAGCAGAGCCGUGGAGGUGGAGAUCGACGGCAAGGUGCUCAAGCCAGCAGUGGUUGGAGUAAAGCUCGAGCUGGAGGUUUGGACGGCCAAGUUCAAGCUCCUGGCCAGCAACCACACGGGGGAGGGCCGCAGCAAGCGCAGCAGCAACUGCGACAGUCUUGGCAGCUGUGAGAUGGACUGCGAUCUGUCCAGUAAGGAGCUGCAGUGUGUCAUCCUGGAUGAUGGAGGGUUCCUCAUAAUGUCCAAUCAAGAAGACCAAGAGAAAAAGGUCGGAGAAUUCUUUGGUGUCGUGGACCCGAGUCUGAUGCGCGCUCUGUACAACGUGUCUCUGUUCGCCAAAGUCGAGUCGUACGACUAUCAGUCGACCUGCGACCCCGAGAAAGAGCCAAAGGCGGGAGCGGCGCCCAGAUCCAUCGCUAUCCCGAGGAUUUCGGACGUGCUGAACGUCGCAUGGCUGGCUUCAGCAGCCGCUUGGUCUCUGCUGCAGCAGCUGUUCUACUCGCUCACCCUUCAGACGUGGUACAGUGCAGACUUCAGCUAUGCGGAUGGGGCCAACUACAAGGAAAAGGUCAGCUGCAUCACCCUUCAGACCCAGUACUACUUCCCCAACAACAAAACCACCUUCCAGGAACUCAUGGACUGUGGCAACUGCUCCAGGUUCUUUUUCGCGGAGAAGCUGGCCAACUCCAACCUGGUGUUCGUGGUGUCGGAGAAGAUCAUGUGUCCCAUGUGCGACAACAGGCCUCUUAUACAGGCUGAGCAGAAGUCGGACGGCCCGAACAUGUGCGAGCUCGCGCCGCGCUACAGGAAGGGUCCGGACUCCUGCUUCGACUACAACAUCCUGGAGGACACGUCAGACUGUGGCCGAGGCUCGAUGCUGCAGCCAAGCUUCCUGGCGCUGGUCGGUCUGCAAGUGCUGGCGCUCUGGCUGUUCAGCCCCAUCCACUUCUGCCCUUCGUGAGGACUCUGCUGUCAACACAGAGCCACAGCGGUCUCCCGGAAAAGAAUCUCCCCCACCCCCCACCCUUAACCCAGGAUUGACGCUCCCGGCUCUUGAUGCGCUGCGUAUGUGUUUUGUCAGCGCUUGCCUGGAAGUGGCUCGCAAUGAGCCGAGGUGUUCCCGCGAUGGUCCUCGCGAAAAAAAAAAGGGUGUGCGUUGGCGUGCAGGCGUGCCUGAGAGCGUGCGUGCAUUCGAAGCGUGCGCGUGGCUGUUGUGUACAUGUGUACACGUGUGAGUCUAAAGCGCCUGCAUGCCUUUGUUUGGCUGUGUUUUUUUGGCACGUGCUUAAUUGCCCAUUGGAGGGCAAUUCCUUGAAUUGUGAGUCUCUCGUGGCGCGCUGCCACCAACGCCCGCCGAACACCCCUCCCCAUCCCCUCCCCCCGAUCAGUCGGGAGACCAUCGAUGUCCUCGCUUCACCACGUGGCUGCUUUGUCCGUGAUGUGACCCCGACCCGCGUAUAGAUCGAGAGGGCUCUUCGAGCAGCGCCGUCACCUUGUUCCCAGCAUUUGCCGAUGUGAUUUUUUUUUCCCGUCGAUUUCAUUGCAUUCGCCCCAGUGUAUUUUGUCAACACGUUCUACAUCUCUUUUUUUUUGUGCAUUGGCUUCUCGUGAGCGUGUGUUUGCCGAGCGUGUGUUUGCCGGGCGAGUGCGACGGGCGUUUUGCGCGCCACGCCGAGGAGUCUGCAUCAGUUUUAAAAAUGCGGAGUUUUUUUUUUCCACCUCAUUUUUUUUUUAUCAUCCGAUUGAAAUUUAUUUUAUGUAAAAAAAAACCGGUGGAAACUUCACUCUCUCUAAUUUUGCCAAACCAUUCUGAGCAAUUAGCAUCAACUUACGCGCGUGUGUGUUUGAGGAUUGUUGCUACGUGCACGUGUGCAUGUACGCCGAGCGGGGUGUCUUUAAAUCCUAUUCGUGUACGUUGCGAGACCCGCCAUCAAAACGGACAAUUUGAUCGGCGUACGGAUUUGGUUGCUCAAAUGCGUGGAACUUUUUUUUUUGUUUUGCCUGCACGGAAAUUUUUCUGAACGAAUCGACGUUUCUGUACGAAAAAGCCAACUUGCCCGUCGGUGUUUUUGUGUUGUGUUACGAGAUUUUGUUUGGCUUCGCGAUCACGUGACCACGUGUCGUAAUAUUGGCCGCGCACUCUCCCCCUUCACAGCUGCUUUGGGGAUGUUCAAGAAAUGGCCAACUUGUUGGCCAACAAGGGAUUAUGGUAAUUCUACAAUAAUUAAUGAUUUACAUUCAAAUUAAUCGCUUCAGUGGAUUGCUAGUCUGGUAUCGUAAUUAAUAGGCUCCCCACCCCUCCCAACCCCACGUUCUAUGGGACACAUCUUGGUGUCUUUCACUAAUUUGUAGCACAACAGUCCCCCCCCCCACCCCCCCCCCCCCAGGAAAGUGCACGUUAAUUUGGUAGUAACUCAUUAAUAUAAGAUAAGCACCAAAUUGCUUUUGUGCUGAAUAAUUAGUGAUGUUAAUUACAUUUCACAACACGGAAAGCCAUUUUGUUGCCUUUAAAUAAAUCCUUUAAUUUCCACGAACUGUGCGAUUUGGGGGUCGAUAAACAUCACUCGUGCACGCAUAGUGUUAUACCAUUGUGGGCUUCCCCUUUACAUUUCCCGUCGACAUACGAAUCUCAUCCUUGAAAUGUUACCGCUUUAACUUGCGCAUUAUUUUUUCUUAUGGCCUGCCUUGGGAGGAUGAGUGGAAUUAUUUCCUGCAAACGUUGCUUUGAAAUGGAUCCCCCGGUUGAUUGCUCGUUGGUAUUUUUAGUUUCCUGCUGCAUUCUUACUAUUGUUGCCACUCGCCGCAGAGAGUCUUAUUAAUAACACUUUGUGGGCACGGGGGCAUCGUUUGCGCCACUCUUCAAAGCGAUACUCUCUUCGGAAAUGCAGUUCUGCGCGGCGGGGUUUGUAUAAACCGAGCAGAGGGAGAGAGAGAGAGAGAUCGAAAUGCUGGGGCUCACUCCUCGCAGUGCUGGCUGACAGAAGGAAGCCAACUCUUAUCUCCUGUGUUUAAAAAAAAAAACACACUCGCACGCAUCUCGGUUUUCAUAAAAACAACAACAACAACAAAAGCCAUUUUGUUGUUGUACAUUUUUUGUGGAUGAGAGAGACGACAUGUACGCUGCUGAUUUGCUGCAAUUUUAGCUGUUCUCUUUGGGAGAGUCACAAACUGGCCCUUUUAUUUGAAAUCUAGUCUGAAGGUUAUGAAUGUGUAAAGUACACAAUGAGGAGUGCAAUCGAUGGGAUUAUUUAUUAAUCAAAUGUGGUUAGCUCGUGGAAGGUUGGUGCACCGAGAAAGCUACGCAAAAGAAUCCCGCGUAUUUGAGAUGCGUAUCACACUGAUUUUUACAUUUGGCAGGAUAUAAACAAAAUAAAUAAGCAAUGUCUCCUUCAUAUCUGUCUUUUAUUGUUUUCAGUUUUUAUUGUAAAUUUUUGCAUCGAACUAAGACCCAUGAUCCUGAAAGGGGGGGGGGGGUCUUGCCUGUAACAUCGGCAGUUCAGCAGCAUUGUUUCAAGCAACCCUGACCAUUGAUGAGACACUUUAUGUUCAAUCCGGUCCAGGGUUCACUUGCCUUAAAUAAAUGCUGGUGAAAUUAUGCACUCCCCAGAAUGCCGUGUGGCUGAUGGGUCGUGUAAGAUAUACUUUUGAAAAACAUUUUUAUCUGAAGAGAUGGAUAGAUGACAGAUGUAUUGUCUGCUUAUUUAUUUUAUUUACAUUUGGCAUGUCGUCACGUUUAAAUAACGAGCUGUAUAAACUUUCUGAAAUCACUUUACUCGUUACUGUCAUUCGAAUUUAUUUGGCUCUUCGGCAGGAAGUCAAAUGCCAUCUAUCGAUUUUCGGUGUUGUGCCGCUUCAAUCAAUAUCGAUAUGUCGAUUGACAAGCGAGUGGUGUGAUUUUGUUGGUUUAAUUUUUUUUUACUGGUAGUUCUUCGUGAGACUCGAUUUUUGCCUUAUCUGCCUUCGUGCAAUAUUGUGUGUGCUUUUAAAAAAACAACUCUGCGUGGCAGUUUUUAGUCCGUGACCUGUUCGCAUGGUUACUUUCAAAAGCUAUCUAUAUCUUACACCGUUUCAAGUAAAGAUUUUAUUGUGCCAAUCUUAAAUUUAGUCGUACGUGGAUGGGUUGGCCUGUUUUAAUUCAAUUCUACUUGCUUGUGGUUACUGAAAAUGGGAGAAAAGAAAAAAAAACUAUAUUUUGCUCAGCAACCUUUUGAUUGUUUUAAUGCCUUGCUUAUUAUUGCAUAUAUAAGCGUAUUAACACCUUAGGAACGUAUCAUUUUAUUUGGCAUAUCUAAUGUAGAUAAUAUACGUAACUCAACGAAAAGAGCCUUACUGCCUCACUCAUCAAUUUAAACGCAGAUUUGUAUUGCUGUACUCUACAUUAGAAGCUAUGUUUUUGGUUUGGGCUGUGUAUUUUUAAAGCCCUUUGUGAAGUGUUAAAUUUUCAGGCUGCAUUAAUUUAUUGACGCGCAUUUUACCGUCAACGGCAGACGGAGCACCGAUACACCAGCGGGCUUGCUUUUGAAGGCCCCCACUUCUUGCCAUAACGGUUAGGCCAAGUGCCGUGGCGUAGCGCGGGUUGGCAUGGUGCCCCUCGUGCAAGGAGUGAAAUAUGGGGGCACGUGUCCACUUUGCCUCCCUCCUUUGUAGCCCCGUGCCUGGGCCCUUCCGGUCCAUGCCCUCCUCCCCGCCCUUCCGGGCACCAUUUGCACCACCUGGACCACUCGACGGUUACGCCACUGAUUCAGCAUCUGCCCACUAACUUCCGCCGGCGUCAAGUAGCUUACCAACACGCGCUGUGGCAGUGGGCACGUUUCUCAGCUUUACGGAAAACCUAUUGGGCUGCCAAGAGCCGAGGCAGUCUGCAUAUUUAUUAUUGUCACUUUGGCUGGGGUUGUUGGUAAGGAGCCAGACAGCUCCCUCUCUGAACAGAUCAGCCUAAGGGUCCCCACAUCCCUUGCCUCCUUUGCCCUUGUUCUCUAUUACUCCUGGUGCCAGUGACGAGGUGAGGCCAAUCUGUAGGGCCCAUGUUUUGCUCUUUGCAUUGUUUAGCACGAACCCCAAGCGCAAUUCGUGAAGUCGGGGUGGUGAAUCAUGUCGAGUUGAAUCCACGCUGUGGCUGAGGCACCCACCAGCAAAGCAGCAGCAGCAGCAGAGGAUGCCUGUAGGAAGUUGGUUGCUUGAUCUGUCUGUGGACUUUGAGCGUUAUUCCCUCAUAUGCGUGGAUUUUUUUAAGCAACACGGUUUCCUGUCAUGAAAAACUGAAAAAAAUUAUUGACCAAACGUCCAAAAUGGAACAAUUCUUAAGACCAGCUGUGAGACCUUAACGAGGCUUUACCGGGUAAAUGAAUUAUAUCGUGUAAGUUGAAUGAUUCAAAUUGGCCAAACAUCCCAUAUCAGUCCCUCCUGAAACCCUAUAAUGGUCUACUGCAUUGAGAAAAUGCUUUAUUGGUCGACUCCCUUUGUUUAAGCAGCGAAAGUGGCAUGGGCAUUUAAAUAAAACACAGCAGACAGCAUUGUCCUCAUUAAUGACUCGCACCUCUUCACCAAACCCCUUUCCUUCCUCAGACCUUUAAAAUAUAUUUUUCCACUGUGCAACUGAGCCGUGCCGGGUGCCUGCCGAGCCAGCCCGGUGUGGGUUAGGUGGCCGCCUGAUUGUUUUUCCAUUGCGUGCCGCUGAUGUCACACAGUGAAAGAAUGGAGACGCACGUAGAUGACGUGUGGUGACACCGUCCUUUGAGUAAUGAUUGGUGGCACACGCAAUGAACGCAUUAUUAGCCCUGCCCCUGGCCCUGCUUGGCCUGGAGCUAGAUUCAAAUGUCUUGCGAGGCCUGUGUAUUUAUGCUGUGGUUCUGGUUUGGCAUGGCAGAAAGACAGUGGAAAACUGACUGUACCGUGAAGGCCCCACACUGGCUUGACUCAGAUGUGCCAAUGGAAAAGGUAUAUUGGCCUCCAAUACACCUGGUAAUUGUUACCCCUAUGCUGCUGAUUAACUGAAAUAGCCUUGCCUCUGCUCCCAGCCGUCAAGUGAUGCAAAUGCACGCUAUUGCCGAAUCAUUUUGCCAUCAUCUGUCGUAUUUUCAUAGUGAUUUUUUGUAAUGGACUUUCUUGAAUGUGAAGCUGUGAGUUGGCAUGGUUUGAUAGUCUGUUUUAUGUACAGGUAUAUGAUGAUUUGGUUAGUCGCUAUUGGGAAUAAUACUUUGACUUAUCAAAUCAAAUAGUUUAACAAUUAUAUUGUUUGAAAACACGUUUUAAAGUGCUUCUUUAAAAACGAUAUGAUGAUAAUGAUGAUUGAAUAAUGAGAUUGAGCGUUAAACACAAGAAAACAGUUAAUGCAAAAUAGAGUACUGUAAAAAGCGAAUCAAGGUUGGUUAGAAAGAAGUGUACUACCCCCACAACAUUGCAAAUGUGUUUGAAACGUUUCGCUGGGCAUCCCAAGCGUUUGCGCCCGAUGAUUGUGCUGCAGUUGCAAACACUUGGUGGCAGAUCAUUCUGAAGCAACCGGGGUGGUUAGCCUAAGCUGCAUAUCAAUCUUUCUACGGAAUUGUCGGAUGCUAUGGACUCCUGUCUAUCUUGGCCUGUGUUUUUACUCCAUGGUGUACGAUAAAUUAAGCCCUUAGAUAAGUAUUACAAAUAAUCAAUGAUAAUUAGGCCCCGUAACGAUUAAUGUUCCCCUCGCAAUUUGAUGAAUCAUCACUAUUCGAGGGUCGUGAUUCAAUUCGGUAAUUUUUGGUGUUAAGCUCAAUUGAGCGCCAAUAAAAUUGACAUUAACCAAUUAUAGACAACGUAUUUGAAUUGUAUGUAAAAUGAUCCGUACGCGCAAGAUUACAAUUUUGUAUCAUGAUCAUAAAUCUCUUUGAAUCGAUGCAUCAUUACAUAUCCAUUUAUAUAUGCGGUAUGUGCUUUGGUGUCACUUGGUAACGAUGUUGGAGAUCCAGUUACGGCCGUCACAACCAAACAAAAACAACUCUUUCAGGUACGAUCUUGACCUCCGUGUCCUGAAUUGUCCAACGAAAAAUGUUUGUUCCUUGCCUCGUGGAACUCAAUUCUAACUCCUGUUGGGAACCAGGAUUGCUUGCUGGCACAAUCUAUCUUUUUUUGUAAUUAAAUUUGUGAACGUGUUUGAGUAUUUUUUUUGCUGGAUUGAUAGGGAAAUGGAUUUUAAAUUAUUGUUGUUUUGGUCACUGUAAAGCAUCCUGAUGGGAUGCUGUAGAUGAAAAGCGCUAUACAAAUUUAAACCGUGUACAUUUGAAGCUUCAUGUGUGAGACAAGAAAAUAAACUGAAGGAAUUUAAGGCGACUCUGAGGAGUACGCUUUUGUGACCACGAGGGAAGCAGAUUCGAUUUAAAGUUCGUUUCCCACCAACAAAGCUACAAAACCCCCUUGUCAGACAAGCCCUCCGGAUGCAAAACUUGUGUACGCUUUUUUUUUUAAGAGUUGCAUCUUCCCGUAAAAAAGGUUCUCCCGUUACAGGUUGCACGAGAGACCCGCUUUAUCGACCCGCUCAUAAUUCAAUCGGCUCACCGCGCCGUUCCCACUGCACUGCCGUGACGAAGUGGAACGCCCGCACUGAAAGCAGCGUGCCAGUGUGCCAGUGUGCGCCCUGGCACAGUCGCUUGGUGGGUUAGUCCAAGCGGCGACGACAGAGCGUCUUUACUUGAGCCUAGGCAGGUGCUUCCCUUAAAAUCUUCGAACAAGGGUGCUGCCCACUGAUAAUGCUGCCCCCUUUAAAAGAGAGCUUCCUAGACAAUGCAUUGUCAAGUCGCGCCCCCCCGACAUUAAGAACAUCUACUCUCGAGCUCUAAGUGAAUGCUAUGCAUUUAUUUACUUAGCUGAGCAGCAUGCUCAUAAAUUGCAUUUGUGCAGUUUGAAGUCCACUGAUGACCUCCAUCUCACGGCACCGCCGAGGAACCCCACGUUCCGGGAAAGAACAGCAAUGCCACGGCAUGGUAAUGAGUGCUGCCCCCCCCUUCACUAUCUUUCUUUGCAUUGUCAAUGCACCUGCCCCCCCCCUCCCCUUAUAUUUUCUCUCGUUGCUGCUAAGUUCCACGAUCCUUAUUGCAGAGCGUUAAAUUCCCUACAGGAGUGAACCAGCAGGCACCAAAAAAAGCAUGGUUCUCGAGAAAGACACUCGACAUUGUGCCCUUUAAAAUCGCGCUCAUUUUUUGACUUUUAGAUUGUUUAGCGAAUCGCGUGGAUAGAUGGUGAUUGUACGGGCGAAUUUUAAAUGUUUGCAUCGUUGGGUAUUUACAGCCAGACUCUAAAACCACGAUCACAAAACCACGUGAGCCUUCCAGCCGCUCGCACAGACACUGAUGAGUUAAGGGGUUGAAAAACGCAAUGUUGUGUGCAGUAUCUUUAUUGACAGUGAUGGACGGAGCUAACAUAGUCAAGUCAGAUCGCGAAUUCUUCGGAGGCAGUCUUGUUGGGUUGUCAUGCCAAAAGGAAAACUUGUUCUCCGCUGUAUAUAAGAUAACGUAUUGCUAAGACUCUAUCAGCCAUCAUUGCACUACUAAGACUCUUGUUUCACAGUUGCUUUUCAGUGUGUUGAAUGGCUCUCCUCUUCAUUGGUCUGAAUGACUGCCUUGAAACCUAUAGGUAAUGGUAUGAUUAAACAAUGUGGUUUAUAAUGCAAUGGUUUUGUUCCAAUAAAACAAACUCUGUAAAUGCUUAAUUCGGAAUGUUAUUUUUUGAGAGUAAUGAUUUUAUUGUGAUUAAAACAUUUUGUAAAAUGUUUGUACAGCAUAGUGACUGUGACUGAAAUACGUCUUUUAAAUGUAUUCCAUGAAACGGUAAAUAAAUAUGUUUAUACUGCAUGUGUUUAUACUGA
Molecule: messenger RNA, 11314 nt
Organism: Petromyzon marinus (sea lamprey)
Lineage: Eukaryota; Metazoa; Chordata; Hyperoartia; Petromyzontiformes; Petromyzontidae
Product: voltage-dependent calcium channel subunit alpha-2/delta-2-like
Cellular component (GO): voltage-gated calcium channel complex
Molecular function (GO): voltage-gated calcium channel activity
Source: RefSeq, a predicted model, not a curated record